Messenger RNA from Brassica oleracea var. oleracea, 2092 nucleotides. Its product is annotated as patellin-1-like. Bases 137 to 1864 code for a protein of 575 amino acids. Gene Ontology annotation, molecular function: lipid binding. NCBI's taxonomy places the organism in Eukaryota, Viridiplantae, Streptophyta, Magnoliopsida, Brassicales, Brassicaceae. The record is from RefSeq and is a predicted model, not a curated record. The transcript has 4 exons.
AAAAAAAAAUAAACAGCUCCGACCAGUCUGUGUUCUCUUUUGUCUUCCGUGUUAUAAAACCUCUCUCUCUCCUGUCUCUCUCCUCACAAAACAUAUUCUCUCCUUUCUUUUCUUGAAUUUCUAAAAAGAAUCAGAGAUGGCUCAAGAAGAGGCACAGAAGUCCGCUGAUGUUGUCGCCGUCGCUACCACCGAUAAGGAGGUGACUGUUCCUGCUCCAGUGCCAGAGAAGGAGGUGAUUGCUCCGGUUGCCUCGGAGGAGAAGGCCGUCCCGGAGAAGGAGGAGAAGGAGACCUCGGAGGCGGAGAAAUCUGUUCCAGUGAAGGAAGAAGAGACAGUUGUAACUGAGAAAGUGAUUGCUCCGUCGCCUGAGGAGCUUGAGAAGAAGGCACUUGAGGAGUUCAAGGAGCUCGUUAGGGAGGCUCUGAACAAACGGCAAUUCACUCCUCCCGCGCCGCCGGUGAAGGAAGAGAAAACAGAGGAGAAGAAAUCGGCGGAGGAAACUAAAGGAGAAGAGAAAACAGAGGAAAAGAAGGAAGAAGAGAAACCAGAAGAAGCCGUCAAGGUCGAGGAGAAAUCAUCUGAUGACGUGGCUCCGGAAGAGACCAAGCCGGAGGAGAAAUCUGAAGUGGCGGCUCCCGCUGAGACCAAAUCAGAGGAGAAAGAAGUUGUGCCAGCCACCGUGACCACCACCGAGAAAGCCUCUGGUGCUGAAGAAGACGGAACCAAGACCGUGGAAGCAAUCGAAGAGUCCAUCGUCUCCGUCACUCCUCCAGAAUCCUCCGCUGCGCCGGUUGUCGUAGAGACAGAGACAGCCGUCGCCCCAGAGCCAGAGCCUGUGGAGCCGGAAGAAGUCUCGAUCUACGGAGUUCCUCUCCUCCAAGACGAAAGAUCUGACACAAUCCUCCUCAAGUUCCUCCGUGCGAGAGACUUCAAGGUCAAGGAAGCCUUAACCAUGCUUAAAAACACCGUCCAAUGGCGCAAGGAGAACAAAAUCGACGAGCUGGUCGAGGCCGAGGCCGGAGAAGAAGCCAGCGAGUUCGAGAAGAUGGUGUUCGCUCACGGCGUCGACAAGGAAGGUCACGUCGUGAUCUACAGCUCCUACGGAGAGUUCCAGAACAAGGAGCUUUUCUCCGACAAGGAGAAGCUUAACAAGUUCCUCAACUGGAGGAUUCAGCUACAAGAGAAGUGUGUGAGAGCUCUUGACUUCAGCUGCCCUGAUGCCAAGUCUUCGUUCGUGUUCGUCAGCGACUUCAGGAACGCUCCUGGACUCGGCAAGAGAGCCUUGUGGCAGUUCAUCAGGCGUGCAGUCAAACAAUUCGAGGACAAUUAUCCAGAGUUCGCCACUAGAGAGUUGUUCAUCAAUGUUCCAUGGUGGUACAUUCCUUACUACAAAACAUUCGGAUCUAUCAUCACAUCGCCAAGGACUAGAAGCAAGAUGGUACUUGCUGGUCCAUCCAAAUCUGCCGAUACCAUUUUCAAAUACAUAGCUCCAGAACAAGUCCCGGUUAAAUAUGGCGGACUUAGCAACGAAAUUGGUGGAGACUCUGUAACCGAAGCCAUUGUUAAACCAGCAGCCAAAUACACCAUCGAAUUGCCUGCUUCUGAGGCUUGCGCGCUCUCAUGGGAGCUUAGGGUUUUGGGUGCAGAUGUGACUUAUGGAGCUCAGUUUGAGCCGACCACAGAGGGAAGCUAUGAUGUGAUCGUCUCUAAGAACCGAAAGAUUGGAUUAACUGACGAACCGGUCAUAACUGGUUCUUUUAAGGUUGGUGAACCGGGAAAGAUUGUGAUCACAAUCGAUAACCAGACUUCCAAGAAAAAGAAAGUGCUCUACCGGUUCAAAACUCAACCAAGGUCCGAUCUUUGAAACGGGAACAAAUCUUUUAAUUUAUUUGAUUUACUUUGUUGUUUAAUAUGUAAUUUUGAAUUAUCAUAAGGUGGUUUUGUGUUUUGCUUUGUUUAUUGGGGAUGUGUGUGUGUGGAGAACAUGUGAUAUAUAUAUAUAAAAGAAAAAAAAACACUUUUUCUUCAUUUUACCUUUUACUUUUUUUUUUUACUGUAAUUUGUGUAAAUCUUAAUGUAUUCAUUGUUUAUA